Messenger RNA from Candidula unifasciata, 1584 nucleotides. NCBI's taxonomy places the organism in Eukaryota, Metazoa, Mollusca, Gastropoda, Stylommatophora, Geomitridae. The record is from the annotation of a GenBank genome assembly.
AUGCCUGAAUUACAGAUGGAUGUGGCAGUGGCCAACAGAUUCAUCUCAAGCUUGAGUAAAUCAUUGCAGGCCUUGUGCCAUGGCUGUAUGGACUUUGACACUGGCAUAGAAAUUGUUGGCUAUAUCAAUGUCAAUAUUGAUUGUGGAAGCAAGGUAGACUAUGUACUUAAUGAGAAGGUCUUGAAAAGCACCACAAAUUCUAUGACUUUUGUAAGCAACAGUUUUCUUGCUAAAAAGGAUCAGCCAAAGCAGACACGAGAUGGUACAUGUUCACCCAUCCCAGAGCUAAACCCACCGCCAGUUUCUCCAUUUCAGAAUCGCUCUCGAGGAUAUUUCCAUGGGACGCAUCCCCGAAACAUAGCCCCAGUUUCUCACUCUAACGUGCAGCAUGGUGCACAAAAGCGCUCGUGGGCAGGUAUGGAGAGGGACUGGAGAAUGUCUCCAAAAAAGCAAAGAGGUGGAAGACCUUUUUAUCCAUCAACCCAUGAGUCCGGUUCUGCAUCUCAGGAUACUCAUUCAAAUAGUUCAUCUUCCAGCCAUCCUGCUGCAGAUUCAGAAUUUAAACAUCCACAGACCUCAUUUCAGGGUUCAGAUGCAAGCAACUUUGACAGUCAGUCAGAAGUUAAUAUUAAAAAGGAAUUUCUUGAAAAUGACACUAGCAGAGAAACAGGCCUCAAUGAGCAGGAUCAGUCACAAUCAUUUGAUCAGAAUCCAGAUGACAGUUCAGAUCCAGUUUCUGGUGUUGCCAAUAUUAAAAGAGAUCCAGAUGCAUCAGCUGCCGACGUUGACGAUGAAACAUUGGCAGCUGACCGAACUGUUAAUGAAUCUGAUGAUUAUAAGGACACAUUUCUUGAGCCGUCAGCUUCUGAAGAUAAUCAAGCAGCCACAGAAAAUAAUAGAACUGAUUCAGGUGUACGUGAUGAUAUUCGGACAGUAAGUGGUGGUUCAGCUCCAGAGAUUUCUACAGAGGCUGAAGAAAAUGUAGCCACAGGCUCAGAAAUGCAAGGUGAUUAUGAUGAAGGGGCAGAGGAAGGAGCCUACCCUCAAUCUGUUUACUCUGACACUGGUGAGGGUUCAAGUGAUGCCGGCCAGUUUGAAGUCAUUGAAAUCGAUGAUGAGGAUGAAGAUGUCCAAGCAAUGUUCGGAGGGCCUCUUCUGUGGUAUUCCCAGCAAGCAAGGUAUCGGACACACAGUCAUCCAGGUACACAUGGGGAGAGUGAAGGGCAAAAUCAACAUCAACCUUCACCGGCCCGCACUGUCAGCAUAGCACACUGUAUGCAUUGUGGGCAGGUCAUGCCUAAGAGUGUGCUAAGGCAUCAUAUGUUACAGAAACAUGGUGAUCAGAUGCCGUACCAGUGCUCUUUGUGUGGAAAGGGUUUUCUUAGCCACACGGGUCUCAGCCACCACUUGAUGGCUCAUGAAGGCAGGAAAUUUGUGUGUCCCGUGUGUGAUUCUAAGUUCAAUCAGAAGCCCCACUUGAAGUAUCAUCUGAAUAAUGUACACAAGGUUUCACAGUGCCCAGCGUGUUUGCAGACAUUUAACAUUGGAGAUGAGUUCAACAAGCACCUUUUAACGUGUAGUUAA